Porites evermanni is the source of this 1225-nucleotide messenger RNA. NCBI's taxonomy places the organism in Eukaryota, Metazoa, Cnidaria, Anthozoa, Scleractinia, Poritidae. The record is from the annotation of a GenBank genome assembly.
CAGGUGGUCGUUCUAAAGACGUUCAAGGCGAUAAUCUCCAUGCCGCCGAGAAUGACAGAGAUCGAUCGGCUUGUCAUCCGGGGACUACAGGAGAACCCUUUACUGGAAAAGGAGGUUUGUGUUUUUAUAUCAAUUUACCAAAUUGGCGGCUUCAAAAGUAACUUAUCUUUUUCCUACUUGAUCUUCCCGCAAUUAUGCCGCGAGAUGCUAACUUGGCUGGUGUUGUCAUUGCUGUUUGUGUUAUAACUGUGGAUCAUUUUUACUCGCGUAGUCAGCAGCUAUGCACAUUUCGGAUCAUUAUACGUUUAUGAGAAACUGCCCACCUACCCCUCCCCUAAGCUAACAUUUUGCCCUAAGUGGGAAGUAAGUGUUAAUGUUGGCUCAGUGGAGGGGUGGUGGGCAGUUUCCCAGAAACGUAUAAUGAUCAGACUUGGAGCAAAAGAAAGUUUUUGAUGAGAAAAGAGUUCAAUCCACUCAAGUUUUCUUUAAUACACCAACAUGGCCGCUGUUUCAUUGUUUUGCACACGAGUGUGGCCACCAUGACGUUAUAUAAAAACGAUCAAUCUAUUUGGAUCUGGCGGGGAACAGAAGCUUUAAUAGGACAGCUGCACGAUGACGUCAUUUUACUACAACUACCAGAAUCCUUGAGUUUGUUGCUUUCUUGUGCAAAUUAAGGUUAUUGUUCUUUAAUCCUCAGUGGGAUUGACAAAUUUAAAUAACAAAGCAAAACCGAAAUGAAUUCUGGUAGUUGUAGUGAAAUAUCGUCAUCGUGUCAUUGUCCUAUUCUAUCAUAUUCUUACUAUGUUAGUGUUAUCGUCUUCGAACAAAACAAAGAAGAAGUAGUACUGUGUUGUUUUCAAAUGAGAGGUUGUAAAUAGUCACGAUGCUGCAAUAAGAAAAUUUAAAAAGCGCCUCGGCACUUUUUCGAGUAAAUAAUUUUUAUAAUACUGUUUAUUAAUUCUUAGUUUUAUUUUUUUGAUGGGUGUAUGCUCACGAAGAUGUUCUUUUUAGCGUCGUAAACAAGCCAUAAGCGGAGGAAUUACUUUGGCCAAUCGAAUGUGAUUUAGCAUAAUUAUCCGAUUAACCAAACAAAACGCCAACCCAGUGUGUUCUUUCGUGUCGUUAAUGGUUUAGUUUUACCUUUUUAUGUUUUGAUUUAUUAUUGCAGGAACUUUGGUCUCAGUCACGCUAUGCUGUUUUUAGAAAGGUAUUUAGCAAACUCUAA